AUGAGCGCACAGCCGGAGGCCGAUGGCUCUCCUUCUCCUAGGACUGCCAAUUCAGUCCCCGCCAUGGACGCAAAAGAAGGAAGAAUAGGAAACGCUUUUGCGUGCGAGCGCUGUCGAAAGCACAAGGUUCGCUGCGUCCCAUCUGAUACGCCCGCCAUUUGCCAGAGAUGCCAAAAGGCCAGAGUCGAGUGUGUGGAACAUGUUGCGCGCAGACGGCCAGCAAAGGCGCGCAGCGAUGGCCAAACACCCACCAAACUGCGCGACUUCGACAAGAAGUUGGACAAGUUGUCUGCUAUUGUUGCAACAAUGGCACCCACUCCAACGCAGUGUAGUCUCCCCUCGGUGGCCACAAUCCCUUCGCAGCUGUUAGAUUCCUCACAGCAAAUGCCGACGCCAACACCAAUUGCCGCUCAGCCUGUGUCUAUGCCGCCGGCCCCCAGAACUUCUAUUCUUCCGGCUCACGCAAAUCAAUCUGAGACUUCUGCGCCAUUCUGGGAUUCGAUGAACGAUACGUUGUCUUACCUUGGUCGACUGGAUCCUGUCAUCAGAUCCAUCAGCUUAGUGCAUAUGCAGAUGCUGCUGGAUACAUACCGUAGCAUGGUCGACUUCUUCCCCUUCGUAUCAUUACCAAGAGAAUGCCGCUGCCAGGAUCUCUUUCAGAGCCGGCCAAUGUUAAUGUUUGCCGUGCUGACAGUUUCCUCUUAUGAUUCCGUCUCGCUUCAGAGAGCGCUGAGCCUGGAGUUCCGCAAAGUGGUUAUGGUCCGGAUUAUGAAAGGUGAAAAGACUCUAGACCUUCUGCAAGGACUCUUGGUCUUCAUAGCUUGGCAUCACCACUACAUGGAUGUCCAGGCUGUUUCAAUCACUAUGCUCCUUCAGCUGUGCUUGGGUAUAGCACACGACUUAGGCUUAGACAGCAUAUCCAGGACUGUGAGGAGUCCUCUACAAAAGGAAAAUCCAAGAGAUAGGGAAGCCAAGCGGGCCUAUUUGGGAUGCUACUACCUGUCUUCCAACCUAGGUCUGAUGGAGCCCGGAAAGGCAAGGGCUAUGUCGCAUACCAGUACACUCCGGAACUACGCGUCAGAACUAGCUUCUUCCUGGGAGAACACGUCGGAUGCGGUGCUUCCAAUACUGACUGAUGUCUGCCAAUACAUGGAAGACGUGGAGGAGACUUUUCGUAAUCAAUCUGAGCAAGCGGUCGUGGUUCGUACUCAGGUCAAACGAUUGAGUGACAAAUGGGACAACAUCCGGCUUGCGUCCAAGCUGCAAGCAAAUGAUUUCACAAUAUUGCAAUGGCUACAGCUUGCAGCACGCAUACAUCUGUAUCGGACCGCUGCUUCCAUUGAUCUCGUGGAUCGCGAUAGUACACCCUGGGCUUCAGGCUUCCAGUUAUCACUACGCGUUACCUUGGUGCGGUCGACUGAACAAUUCCUCGACAACAGCACAAAGCUUCCAACCAAGCAUUUCGAUUCAGUAUCGUUGAUCGAUUGGCUGAACUUGAUAAACACCAUCACUAGCUUGAACAAGCUGGCAGUUCAUGCUUCACCCAUGCCGGGCUGGGAUGCUGGUGAAUUGCAGAUCGCAAAGUCGUUCGACUAUUUCCGCGAACAAUUGUCUUCGCAAAUGCCUCGCCCUCGCGAUGCCCAGGACGCCCAUGAAGACGCGUUUGAGCGGUUUCGACGUAUCACAUCGGUGAUGAGACUAGCAUUACACGAUGCAGUUGGCAGGGGAAGCCCAAACGGCAAUACGUUUGAACUUGCGACCGGUUCAGGACGGACUGUCUCCCUGCUCCAUAACCUAGCUCUUCCUAAGAUUAACGGCAAUGGCUCUGCCAAUGGGGUGGAAAAGCUGCCGAGUUUACGGGACGUAACUCCUUCGCUCGACAUCACCAGUAGCGAUUUCCACUGGAAGUUUCUCAUGGGUGCGGUCUGA
Alternaria burnsii is the source of this 1929-nucleotide messenger RNA. RefSeq lists its product as uncharacterized. The record is from RefSeq and is a predicted model, not a curated record. The coding region runs from base 1 to 1929 and encodes 642 amino acids. NCBI's taxonomy places the organism in Eukaryota, Fungi, Ascomycota, Dothideomycetes, Pleosporales, Pleosporaceae. The transcript is spliced from 3 exons. Gene Ontology annotation, molecular function: DNA-binding transcription factor activity, RNA polymerase II-specific; zinc ion binding; transcription cis-regulatory region binding. Gene Ontology annotation, biological process: regulation of DNA-templated transcription. Gene Ontology annotation, cellular component: nucleus.